Molecule: messenger RNA, 339 nt
Organism: Phytophthora nicotianae INRA-310
Lineage: Eukaryota; Oomycota; Peronosporomycetes; Peronosporales; Peronosporaceae
Exons: 1
Coding region: 1-339 (112 amino acids)
Source: RefSeq, a predicted model, not a curated record
AUGCGUCGACCACGCGAGAAGAUCUGCCAUCGGCCGACCAACACGUGCAACGUAGUUUUUUUAGUCGCUGAACCGCCGGACUAUCGGGUUGAGUUUCUUCAGCACAGAGUAACGACGGAGGACACAGGCAGUAAGAACGCCAAGAACCUUCUCGUUGGUGUUGCAGCUCUCCAUCUUGAGCUGGUAGCACGCUGCCCACAAGGUACGCUGGAGCCUCUCAAUCAACUCACGCGUGUCGGAUUCGAAGCUGGAGAAGUCUUGGGGCGGGACGGCAGCAGUGGGUUUGCAUCCUCUGAGAACCGUGGCGGUCAUGUGGUCAUCUCCGAUGGUGUUGGAUAA